Molecule: messenger RNA, 1651 nt
Organism: Cyprinodon tularosa
Lineage: Eukaryota; Metazoa; Chordata; Actinopteri; Cyprinodontiformes; Cyprinodontidae
Exons: 6
Coding region: 662-1429 (255 amino acids)
Source: RefSeq, a predicted model, not a curated record
CUGACUGUUCCACAUUUGUUUUUCCGCAGGCCUGUCUUCCUAUGGCGCCCUGUGGGAGUCUGGAGAUGUUCCCUGAAGUGUCCUCGUGGGGAUGACUGUGUUGGAAAGGGGCGCAACGUUUUCCUGUAUAAGUCAGGCUACCACCAAAGGGUACGUCAUAUUUGUGAUGUAUCUAGCUUGUACACUAUGCUGACGGAGGUCUUGUGUUGCGGGCCCUGCACAAAGGCAGCAAGGAGCGGAGAUGGAGGCACCGUGGGAAGAUGGCUUGCAUGGGAUCCAGCCAUUUUACAGCAGCUCAGUGAGGCUCAUCAGGCUAUGUUCCCCACUAUCCUCACCAGCAAGCGUGGUGUGGACAAGAAGGUGGUGCGUCUUCUGCGAGACCGCACAGAAGGAAACACCAUGGCGAAGGUGUGGAGGCAGAUCCAGGAGAACCAUGUGGAGGAGCACCUCCAUCGUCUGGAUCUCUACACCACACUGCUCAUGUCUGUCGCGAAACAUGGAGGGAUCAUUGGUGCGUUUGGCCAUACUUUCCAGCCUCCACCUCCUCAGAGAGAGCUUCCAUCAGCCCGUCUUUUGCCACACGCCUUUCUGCUGACCGGAGGCUGAAAACGUGCAGGACUACAGGAAGCAGAUCCUCUCCACUUUUGGCACUGUGCUGAAAAUGGAUUCCACCAAGAAAGUAGUAAAGAAGCUGUCUGGUGAAGGGCGGCACUCAGCUGAGUGGUUCACCAGCAUCGGGAAUGAGCACUCACAGAUCGUGUCUUUUGUGCUGACUUGUGAGGAAUCCAAGGAGAAGCUGGAGCCAAUGUGCAGCGGAUUGAUGGAGAGAUACAAACUGGCUGGCCAACCUGUCCCGAGCAUCCUGUACGUGGACCGUGGCUGCUGUCGUGCUCAGGGACCAACAGCAGUGGAGACCUUGUUCCAGCCUUGGGUGGACAGCGGGAUGGUGGUACGUCUCGAUAUCUUCCAUUGGAUUCAUCGUUUUGACGCCGCCAUCCGAACAGAAUCCCACAGCAAAUAUGCCACGUUCAAGUCUGCGAUCGCCAGGGCAGUUCUGGCAUACAACCGGUCCGACCUGGAGCUCCUCAUCCGGGCCAUUAAAGCCAAGGACCUGGUGGCAUUUGAGUCUGUGACAGAUGAGGAUGUUGUUCGCCUGUACAUCACCAGGGAUCAACUGAAACAUCAUGUCCGAAGAGUCACACUCGGAGCGCAGGAGACAUUCAGGCUGGUCCACAAGGCCAUCGAGGAACUGAAAGGUCCUGCAGGGCUGGAUGAGAGCGGGGUUAGCCUCUUCAAAACACCUGAGGCUAUUGACGAAUUGUGGGCGGCACAGCAGCGACAUUUGGAGUGCAUCCAGGAUCCACCAGACCAACACAUGUACAGGGUGGCUCACACAACUACCAUCAACAACGUUGACCUGCCCUACUAAAAAUGUGUGCGUGGGAACAACAGCCUGGAGGGAUUCCACAAAUCGCUGCCAACCAUGAUUCCUGGUCCACACUGUGCAGCACGGCCUUAUCAGGUUUACCUGAUCAGCGGCAUUGCGAGGUGGAACGCAGAUCGUCGCUCUCAAGCUGUGUUUGGGGUUAAAGGACAGCGACUCAGCACCUACUCUGCGCCCCUUAUGGCUCGCCUCAACCACAACUAUCGG